Molecule: messenger RNA, 924 nt
Organism: Symbiodinium sp. CCMP2456
Lineage: Eukaryota; Dinophyceae; Suessiales; Symbiodiniaceae
Source: the annotation of a GenBank genome assembly
AUGGGUUUCGAGCAGUUUGUCACACUGACCCACCCUAGUGCCUGCAACUGGUUGGCCGUCGUGACCCACGGCCGACGCGGCACUGAGAGGCUUUGGCCUUCAACUGCGGUUGAGUUUCGCGAGCGCUUCGCCUUCUUGUUGCGAAAGCUGAAGUUGCAGGACGUUCGUUUGCUCAAGCACUUGCUCCAGCACGGCUUCGAAGCGCUCAGUGUCCCACGAGCCCUCGCCAUAGGCUUGCCGCCCCAGCACUUGCUCAAAGUUGCGUUGCCCGUGCCGACUUCUGGCGAGGACGUAGUCACAGCCUGCUGCGCCUAUGGAGCCAUUGUUAAGGAUGGUCCGCUGAAAGGGGCUCGAUACCUGGAUGUGCCUGAGGCGCGCCUUGCCAAGGUGGUCAGGUCCUACAAGCACGAUGACCGUUUUCGACAGUUUGCACGCAUGGCUACAGAAACUCUGGCUGGAGACAGGGCUUCCUCAAACUCCGAAGGAGAGGUGCCUGCAGUCGCAAGGGUAGCGCGUCGUCCAACGCUUGGCUGGCGUAUGCGGUGCUACAAGGUGUUGCUAUGGUUGAAGUCGCUGCGGCAGGCCUUGCGCUGGUGCCUGGUGAUAUCCUUUCUAGUUCUGCUUUGCCGGCCAUUUGCUCUUCGCUUCGCGGCUAAGCUCAUCGGCGGGAUUUUGCGCCUCGUCGUGCGAAGGCUCCUCAGUCUAGUGGUGCUGGUCCUUGACCAGGUGUUCGAAGAGCUCAUCCUGCAACUGGCCGUUGUCGUGGAGCCUGCCUCACCGUUCCUCGCGGAUGGCCAGUGCCCAGCGUACCCCACACUAGGCGUGCUGCACCAACUGGUCCUGUCUUCGGGCGGCGCCUUGGCAGGCGCCCUGAUACACUAUGUUGCUCAAAGGCUGCGCACACGUCCGGUUUUGCGCCUUUAG